Molecule: messenger RNA, 391 nt
Organism: Nilaparvata lugens (brown planthopper)
Lineage: Eukaryota; Metazoa; Arthropoda; Insecta; Hemiptera; Delphacidae
Product: alpha-1A adrenergic receptor-like
Exons: 3
Coding region: 56-391 (111 amino acids)
Biological process (GO): phospholipase C-activating G protein-coupled receptor signaling pathway; cell-cell signaling; adenylate cyclase-activating adrenergic receptor signaling pathway
Cellular component (GO): membrane
Molecular function (GO): alpha1-adrenergic receptor activity
Source: RefSeq, a predicted model, not a curated record
GCGGGGCGGACAUCACAUCAUUACACCAAACUCAAUUUAUUCUCGAGUGUUGUGGAUGAUUCGCGCCUGGCUACUGGGCCCUGACCUGUGCUCGGUGUGGACCACCCUGGACGUGCUCUGCUGCACGGCGUCCAUCCUUUCGCUGUGCGUGAUCAGCGUGGAUCGCUACAUCGGUGUGUCCCGGCCGCUGGCCUAUUCACGCAUCCUCACCAAACGCAGGGCGCGGUGUCUCAUAGCUGCCAUAUGGGCGCUGGCCCUGGCCAUUAGCAUAGCGCCGCCCCUGGGCUGGAGAGAAGAGCUGGCGCCGGGGAGUGUCAUGUCAACAAGCAAUUGGCAGUGGCGGAUCUACGGGCGGGGGGCUUUCGGGCUCAAGCCCCCCCAAAACGCCUAA